Stegastes partitus (bicolor damselfish) is the source of this 4339-nucleotide messenger RNA. RefSeq names its product ectodysplasin A receptor (gene edar). Gene Ontology annotation, molecular function: signaling receptor activity. Gene Ontology annotation, biological process: positive regulation of canonical NF-kappaB signal transduction; positive regulation of JNK cascade. The coding region runs from base 159 to 1730 and encodes 523 amino acids. The transcript has 12 exons. Gene Ontology annotation, cellular component: plasma membrane. The record is from RefSeq and is a predicted model, not a curated record. Lineage: Eukaryota; Metazoa; Chordata; Actinopteri; Pomacentridae.
CUUAGACAGCCAGUCCCUCGGCGAUGCUCAGCCGACACCACGCCACACAUUGAUCACCGAUCGCCAGGAUUGAUCGCCCGCCAGCUGAUCCCGCGGUGCAGAGCAGAAGCCAGACCAGUGUGCCCCCCUCUCCGGAGCUCCAGGAACAAGACGCAAAAAUGUCAGAGAGGAGAGGUCAGAAGAAGUCCGUCUUCCUGUCCUCAUUAUUGGUGUGCUGUAUGUUUGCUAGUGCAGAAUAUUCCAGCUGUGGAGAGUAUGAGUUCUUCAACCAGACCAGUAACAGCUGCCAGGCCUGCCCUCAGUGCCAGCCGGGACAAGAGCCGCAUAUGACCUGUGGCUACGGUGUGAAGGAUGAGGACUUUGCCUGCGUGCCGUGCCCGCAGGGGAAAUACUCCAAAGGAAAGUAUGAGAUCUGCAGACGCCAUAAAGACUGCGAUGCCCUCUACAAAGCCACCGUCCGCGUACCGGGAACUCCGGACAGCGACGCAGAGUGUGGACCCUGUUUACCGGGGUAUUACUUGCUGGAAAACAAACCCAGAAACGUCUACGGGAUGGUCUGCCACUCGUGUCAGAACGCACCUCGCAACACCAAAGAAUGCACACAAACCAGCAAGCCAAAGGGAAAACCUCUAAUCGACCCUGGCAGCACAACUGUAUUCCCUCAUUCUGAUAAAGAUUCUCCAGGACAGGGUCACCUAGCAACAGCUCUCAUUAUUGCCAUGUCAACGAUCUUCAUCAUGGCCAUCGCCAUCGUUCUCAUCAUCAUGUUUUACAUCCUGAAGGCCAAGCCGAGUGGUCAGGCGUGUUGUUCCGGACAAGUUGUGAAAGCAGUCGAGGCUCAGACCAACAAACAGGAGGACAAGAAAGAAGUCCCUGACAACGUGGUGAUCUACGCAGAGAAAGACGAGUUUGACAAGCUGAAAGCUCCUCCUCAGAAGACGGUGAAAAGUGAAAACGAUGCGUCAUCAGAGAACGAGCAGCUGCUGAGCCGCAGCAUUGACAGCGACGAGGAGGCGGCAUCAGAUAAACAGGGAUCAGCCGAGACCACGAACCCCAACCCCAACCUUUGCCUCGUCAACCUGGGCAACAAACCUGACCUCUGCCUGCUCUCUCUGGGGCUCUUGGACCGCGGCCGUGCCUGCAACGGCACCGGUGCCGUUGCGCCCGGCCAGGCCAAUAACCUCCCGAGUCCCAACCACAUCAACAACGUCAACCACAUCGCCGGCAGCAACCACAUCAGCAGUGUGAACGCGAUCAACAACAACAAUAAAACUCCAGGGAUGCUACAGAGCCGAAGGAAAAAGAUUCUAGAUCUGUAUGCCAGAGCCUGCAAUGUGACUGAGGGCCUGAGCCCGACAGAGCUCCCCUUCGACUGCCUGGAGAAGGCCAGCCGCAUGCUGAGCUCCUCCUACAGCAGCGAGGCGGCCGUGGUGAAGACGUGGAGGCACCUGGCAGAAAGUUUCGGGCUGAAGCGCGACGAGAUCGGCGGCAUGAGCGACGGCCUGCAGCUCUUUGAGAGGGUGAGCACGGCGGGCUACAGCAUCCCCGACCUCCUGACCCGCCUGGUGCAGAUCGAGAGGCUGGACGCCGUGGAGUCGCUCUGCGCCGACGUGCUGGGCAGCGGCGAGGUGGCGGCGGUGGCUGGACGCCCGGGUAUCAGCAGCUUUCACAGCCAGUUAGUCUGUCCUUCACCUUGCCCGUCUCCAUCCCAGCGCUGCGCCAGCGUCUAGAUAUGUGGUGGAGCAGAGACUUGAGAGACUUGAGAGACUUGGGUGCCUUACAGAGCACAUGUAUGUAAGGACAGAUGCUGCUCUGACAAGGACAGCACAUAUACAGUAUACACAUUACCCCAUCACAUGAAGAAUGUCAGUGGACUCCCUGUCCACAAUCCUUUUUCGCUAUAAUGGGUUUUCUGCAUAAUAGUCCGCUUUAAAUUUGAGAGAAAUGAAAUAAUCAAAGACCUCAGCUUCAGGUUUUUCACUUGUUUUCAGAUAUUUCUCUUCUGCAAGAACAUAAUAAUCAGAAUUCGUUGAUGUGGUUUUUGUCUUUCUCAAGUGCUACAGAACUUCAGUGGAGCGUGCGCUGGACGCAACACAACACGUUUUUCUUUACAAAAUGAAAUUUAGCACAGAUUUCUAAAAAAAAAACUUUUCAUAACGAUGCAAUGGUGUGCUGCUGGAAAUGGUCGCUGUGCAGCUCUACUGCGGCAGCGGCAACAAAGUGCCUUCAGACCGAGGAUGCUUUCUGAGCUGCACUCUCACGGAACCUUCUGAUCGGGACCAAAUCCUUGUCCUUCAUCCGCAGUCGAAGAAACCAGAUGUUUGUGUCCGUAUAAAGAAAGUGACCUAGUUUAACCACAGCAUCAAUUAAAAUUCAUAACUGUGCUUUUGGCCGCGCUGUCAUCACACAGGAAAGACAGCAGAUUCGAGCUCCCUACUUAAAAUGCGCUUAUUAUACACAGCUGGAAAUGCUAAAGCAUCGUUCGCCUCAGCUUUUAUCUGGUAAACUCGCUUGUGAACUUUGGGCAUUUGUGGACGCCCUUGUGUCUCUUGCUGAAUUGGGAUCUCACCAGAAAACACGCAACAGUAGACGAGAGCAGAUCGUGAUAUUUUUAUUUCUGUGGAUUUUUUUUUUUUUAGGAAAAUAUCAAUUUUGGGUUGACCCUGCAAUCUUGUUUAGUUUAAAACACAAGUUUUAUUCAUUGAUUAACAUAUGUGUGGUAAGUGUGGAAUCGGUGAUCACAAGCAGAUGUAGUGUACGGAAAAGUUCAACCAACCACCUCACUUAAAACCCCAAAACACAUGGACUCAUUUUACGUGGUGUGUUCAGUGUUGGAGCAUUAAUCCCAUACACCGAACGAGCGCGGCGUUACUCGCACACGUGUCCGCAAUCCUCUUUCUACAACUUUAACGCGCAGAUCAGCCUACUCUGUUACUGCAGCUACUUCCUCAGCAGUGACCCAGUCUGUGACCCUGCUCAUAACUCUGCCUCUUCCCCCCUCGUGCUCCCCGAUGCUGCGGUCUAGUGCCGCCGCCAGCCCUAAUUAUUUGGCGUGUGGCUCCCCGUGCCCCUAAUAGGCUGAAGUGUUGUGGUUUACAGAGCGGGUGCAAAGUGCCUGUGAUUUCCAGCACCUAAUUAAGCAUUUAGGGCCACUUAACCACUGAAAGCCCAGUGGAAAAGCUGUAAAAAGCCUGCUUUAAAAAGAGCGAUGCCAGGGCAGAGGAAUGACUAACUGCCCGCAGGGGUUGCUGCACUGUGAGCGGCGGGAGAAUGGUGCCGGCCGCGACGGAGGCAGCUCUACGGUCGUUCUAUAACGUCUGAUUUUAUUCAGCUUUUGUGGUCGGCUCAGUCAUGCUCAGACAGGAUUUAAGCUCCCCUCUCGCCUAUGGGACCAAUAUGGCAAAUGAGAACAAUAUGCAGUUGUGUGAGUCCUGAAAAGCAGCUGAAGCCCGUUAGAUGCUGUACGUACAGUACAGAGAGCUCUGAUAAGCUUCGGGGUUAAAGCUCAUGAGCAGCAUCGAGUUAAUCCUCAUUUUUAACUUUAAUACAGUGAUGAUGUCCGCGGUGAAGACGCUGCGGGUCAAGUCACCUGAUUUCUGUAGCAGUUAAGCUUCCAAACUCAGGAGUAAGCUCCACAGUCCAAUCAACGCCAAGACUCACUUUGACGUCUUGGGAACAGGACUGGUCUUUAUCUGAUGUUGUCUGCAUUAUGUCCCCUGUCUGAUCUGCACAGAUUCUUUUAUUUUUUUUCCCCCUUAAUGCCUUUUUGUUCAUAAUUUGCAUUGCAAUCUGGGGCUGGACUCCAGUACUUUAAAUUAAUUAAUGUGCAUGCUCAUUAAGUGUGUAUCCAUAAAUUUGUUUGUCUUCGAUCUAAAGCUCACACUUAAAUAUUCUUCUCGGAGCAGAUUUGUCCUCAUCGAGUCCACUUCAAUUCAAAACAGAUUCUUUUUUUUUUGCUGUUGUUUUAUGCUGUUGAAGUUUUGUUUGAAAAAAAAAACAAAAAGAAAAAAACAUUAAUUGGUGGACUGAAUUGAAAUGAACUGUUUUCAGACCUGACUUAUAUCAUGCUGAUAUGACGAUGUACAGAAGCCAAACAUGAAUUACUUACCUCAGUAGCACAUACAGUAUAACAGAACAUGUAGAAACACACAAACUCUUCACAGAACCAAAGUGUAAAUGUAUAUAUAACUUAUUAUUGUACAUAAAGUAUACCUUAAUAAAGAUGUAUGGCUGACAUUGCAUGGCAUUUGAAUUUAAUACCGUAGUUACUGACUGGUAAGUAUAAAAGCUUUGUUAUUACAGUAUUCCCAGACUUAUAUGUGAUUAAAGGAUUUCUUGU